CGCGCUAAUUAAUUUAUUGCUAUUCCAUUCAUUAAUCAUAAAAGUAGAAUGCAACGGCUUAUAACUUACAGUUAUUUUAUUCAUUGGUAAACGCAUAUUAGAAGAGUGAAUCGGAACGUUAUGUUUAUUUACGUUCUCAAGACAAUCACACGCAAAAUCACAAUAGUCAUUACGCACAAAAGUCCAUUGAGCGAAAAUUUGUAGUGUGAUGUACAUACCGCAGCCCUAAAGAUGCGGUGGUAUCUGCCGGGGACUGAGAGCAUAAAGAAGAGGGCUUGCAGAUAUCUGCUCCAGCGUUAUUUGGGCAAUUACCUGGAAGAAAAACUAACUCUUGAUCAGCUGAGUGUCGAUCUAUACAAUGGUACAGGAACCGUGUGCGACGUUAGCCUUGACUGCGAGGCAAUCAAUGAGCUGGGGGACUCACAAAAUUGGCCACUUGAAAUUGUCGAUGGGCAGAUGCAAAAGAUCACCGUGACGAUUCCGUGGUCCACUUUACUCACCGAUGACUCCAUUGUUGAGGUCAAUGGCUUAUCGCUCACAGUCCAACCCAAAGUGCCGACGGAGCCAGCAUCCACCAUGCUGGAGUCCAUGUGGUCCUCCAUGUCCUCAUCCAUGCAGCUGGCUGAAGAGUGUCUCCGGAAAGAGGCUGCUCCCACGGAAACCAACCCCGUUGAAGGAAUAGAGAUGUUUGCUCAUGCCAUAGAUUCAAUUUUGAGUCGAGUAAAAAUCCGUUUCGUCAACACGAAGAUAAGAUUAGAGCAUGUUCCCAAGAAUGGAAAUAAAGGAAUUGCCUUAGAAAUACACAUAGAGAAAAUUGACUACUACGACGAAGCAGGAAACGAGCCCACUCCAGACGUCACUGACCCGGAAAAAACUAAAACCUACAUUGUAGCCACAUACUCUAACAAAAAGAUCAAAUUUGAAGGUGUCACCCUAUACACGGACGAGUUUCCGUCCAAACUACGGACAAUGGCCCGGAGCCUUGUACUUGAAAAAUCAGUCUCAUCACAAGCAGAUAAGGCUGAAAAUAGCCAAGCAGAAGCUACAGACACGAACAACCAAAGCAUGAUCUCAGAUGUUUUCUAUGAAACUAGAAGUGUCAUAUCAACUAUAGAAUCCGAUCCUAUCAAAGAACUUAUUGAAGAAGUGACAUCUCAUCCAGAACUGUCUAGGGAAACAACACCAGAGGAGAAGGCUAGCCAACCAGAGCCCAUACUAUUUGCUAAAUUGACCGGUCACCAAGAAUUGUCCCUCAAAAUGAAACAUUCCGAGGAAGUUGAAGGACCCAUGGUGGAACUCAAGAUGUUAUUAGGAUCAUUUAUUGUAUUUAUAUCUCCUAGGCAGUUACAUACGUUGAUAGAACUAGUCAAUGCACUGAAUCAACCAGAUUUAGAAGAUAGAAGCAAUGUACCACUUCGUCCAAGCGGCAGUAAUUUGCAGUGCAAGCCGAUGCGGCCGGCAGACUUCCAGUUGAUAGAAGCUCAGCUGCUGGGUAACUUUGAGAAGGACAACGCGAAGCCCAGGACUGGCAUGUAUGGCUGGUCCGGACCUAGCUUCGAAGAAAGUGACCCAGAAGGUGACAACUUCCAUCCCAUGACGUCACCCGGCCAAAUGGCUGAGAGUUUCUCGUCUUCAGUAAGCUCGAUGAGCGCAAGUAUAACGUCCAGCGUAAACAUCCCUACGGUGCAGCCACGAAUUAAAAGGAAUAAAAAAGUGCCGCACAUUGAUGGCGAUCCUACAGCAGAAGUAUCUCAUAUGAGUUUUAGGGUUGCCUCGCUGUCCUGCGUACUUUUACAUAAGGAUAUUCUAGUCUCCGCUCCACUAAGUUCUGACUGCAUAUCACCGGUCAGUGCUAGCAAAAUGCAAGAGAUAUCAAAUAAGUUCUUCGAGACAUUACAAGAUAUCCCCGUGACUAAUAAAGCCAUUCAAGAUGCUGCCGGUAGAAACCAUUUAAGGCUCAUGGCCUCAGAGAUGACGUUAGACGGAAGCGAGAAGGUGACGACGCGCGGCAGUCAGACCGUGUGCGAAGCUGCCAUACAACAACUACUGAUACAGGAAUGCUUGUACUACCAGUCCGAGAGUGGCACUACGGAGUCUGACUGCUUUGACCUGCUGAGGUUUGAAGCCAAAGAUGACGAGGACGCCAAAGCGCCGCCGAGACCCGACAUCAGGAUCAACCUCAAACAAACAUCCAAAUACAUGCGCGUCGCUGGGGAGAAGAAGCUCGUAUAUCCCACCACUGAUGUUGUGGUAAAAUGUCUUCCAUGCUACAUAGACGUGGAACUGACUAUAAUAGAGCGAAUGUCGGCCACGUUCUUCAACGGACCGUCCACCACAGCCUCGCCACCGCCGAACAACGUGCAGAAUCAGUUCAACUGCACUCUGCACUGCCCGGACCUUAACGCUACAUUGAGGUUCCCAAUAGUGGAUCUCCGGCCAGGCAUCAGCCGCGAGGUGCGCCGCGUGCGACCAGAUUUCCUCGUGUUCAAGUUCCAGAAAGUGAACAUCAACUCACAACAGACGCCCAGCGGUCGCCCGCAGCCGACCACCGUCACUGUUAAAGCUAUGAGUCUAGACCUUUACUAUUAUGAAAACGAAACAUCUUCAGGCACUCACAUAGCUAAAACUACUAUGGAUGACGCAUUUGCCGGGGAUGUCCUAAAAGGUGAUAUCACAGCACCAUUGCCCAUGAUUACCCUAACUUUUAAGCCAAGUAAAACGGCCAAGGGCCCAUUCGACUCGCUCCACGAAGAGGCAGCGUUUGAGCCCGUCAGCACCAACCCUAUGACCACUUCGAUGUACAUAAUGAACAAUUUGCACAGCUCCCAGCCUAGCCCCUUUAGUGCCAAGAAAACUGCACACCAGAGCUUUACGAAACACGAGGGCAGCCCGCACGGACAAGAUGAAGAAUUAAUAGUUCCUGGGAAUGCGGAGGAAAUGAACGACUUCAGUAACAGUGCCAUAGAACACUCUUCUAUCCACCUAGACUUCAACCUGCCUAUACUCAGUCUACAACUCGAAUCAAAGCAGUUGUACGAAAUAAUUUACAACCGGAUCAAUUCGGAUCUGUUGCUUUGGGAGCCUCAGAUAGUAGACCCGUUUGAGAUCAGCCCGCUCAUGUACGGGACCAUUUAUCCGGCUUUCGGAAUGUGCAAGGGUUCUGGAUAUGAUUCAGACUCUGGAAGCUCAGCUUCGGAAGAAGAAAACUUGUACUAUUCGACGUACGAUAACAAACUAAAGAAGGGACUCGGCGUUAACAAGCCUAGUCUGUACGAGAAGAAGGAGACGCACAACUUUUGUCUCACUUUCAACGUCGGAAAAGGAUUGCUUACUAUUUACGCACCCGUGCGGGAUGCGAAUAAACGAGUAGUCCCCGGUCAGAUGGGUGAACUGGUACUCGAAGCUCACAACUUGACCAUGUGCGAGGUGAGCGGUCUCAACGGGCAGCCCAAGACUGCGCAACUGUGUAUGCGCGCAGGGAAAGUUACACUCUAUCACGAAGCUCUCCUGACAAUCCCGUCCGAAAAGCCAGGCCUCAGGUUAUACGGCAAGACACUACCUCCACAUUUGAAGAGCACCAUCUAUCCGUCCGGCAAGGGAGUCAUCAUCAAGGAGCGACAUCAGAAUAAGGACAUGUUCUCUAUGGCUCUGAAGGUGGAGCCUGAUUCUGAAACACCUGGGUUAAAGACGAUCUGCAUAGCCCUGGGCUUAGAACAAGCGACAUUACGUCACCGCGGCGACAAGGGCAUCGCGUGGCUGUCCCAACUGAUGGACGUGCUGGACGUGUUGGACUACCCCGUGCCCGGGUACACGCCCGCCACCGUGCUUUCCGAGCUGCACGUGCACAUAUCCGACUGCGCAGUCGACUACAGACCCCUCUACCUACCAAUCCGCACCGUUGUGACCCUCGGCAACUUCAGCGUCUCAAGCAACAUAAUCCAAGAGACGAACACAUCUAGUCUACGCUUCCUCGCUCAAGAAUGCACCCUAUUCCUGUCCCAUUUGAACGUCAAACCUAAUACUCAUAUACCGCAAGAUGACGACAAGUUACCUGAUGUGCAUAAGGAUUACGUUUGUGUGGUGGAUGUUGGGCUGUUUGAGCUGUCGUUGAGGAUGGAGGAUAAAGUCAACAGUUCCAAAGAACAACCUCAAGUAGACCUCAGCGCAUCGAACAACAUGGUCACCCUAUACACCUGCUGGGACUCUGCUUCGGCGCUGUGCCGGCUGCUGACGUACGCGGCGUCCGACGGCGACUCGCAGCCGCCCUUCGACCGCUCCUCGCGCCACACCAGCAUAUGCUCCGACCAGCCCGAGCCUCUAGUCGGACUAGAAGACAGACCAAUAGAAGAAAUACGUGAACUCUCGCCCAGCGAAAUACAACAGGUCAACGACAUGAUGGCAGAGGCGAUGAAAGAAAGUCCCAACGAUACGCUCGAUGACGACGACCUCCACAGUUCGACCGAAAAAGAAGGUGUCGAGAUAUUUUUCUUCCCCGACGAGUCCAACUCCAAACGGCCCCUGGACCUACUUGAAGAAUGCGAGCCCAAGUCUCUCGACUCCGAGGACUUCCGACCAGUGGAUGAGGCGUUCGAAGCAAAACCAACUAUGGUGCAAGUGGCUAAGGAUCUGGGCGACCCGACUUCCACGCCUAAGACUACGCCAAAGAAACCUAAACGGAAAAAGGUCAAAUCCGGCGGCGACGGCAGCAACACCGACGACGAAUACUGCAUCAUCGAAUCUCAGCCGUACUGCGAGGACAAUGAUCUCGACGAGCCGGUCGUCAACUGGAUAGGCCCCGGGCCCGUGUACAUGUUCGAGAACCACUUCACUGUACCCGCGGCGCGUAGCGACGUGCUCAAGGCUCCAAAGAGCUUCCCGCUACCAGUUUUGAGAUAUACGCUAUGCGAGAUGAGUGUUACGUGGAACAUGUUCGGCGGGAGCGACUUCAAAUCUACCGGCGACCCGCCGCCCUCCAAAAAGACGGUCACCAUUGACGACACCAAACAGGCCUCACCAACGCCUUCUAAACGCAGUAAGGACUACGAACCAUACGAGGCCGGGCGUGCAAUCACGGCCGCUUACCGCCAAGGAGUCAGCUGGUCGUCCGGUUCGGAGCGGGUCCUACCGCGCAUGAACCCACACCCGAAGCGGAAAGAACUCAAGUCGAGGGGCGGAAGACAUAGGGACCACCAUACUUGUGUCAAACUGUGUCUCACUAAGGUUAAAUUCCAACACGAGACAUACCCCAGCAGCGGCACACACGCGUCCCGGCAGACGCUCGCCGUCAGCAAGAUCGAGGUGCUCGACCGCCUGUUGUGCAGCGACAUCAACAAACUGCUCAGCCAGUACAAGCUCAAGGACGAGCCCGAACGAAGCAACGCUCAUAUGUUGGUAAUAAAGGCCGUGCACAUGCGACCGGACCCCGCGCUCUCCGCACACGAGUGCUGCCUCAAAGUCUCACUACUGCCGCUACGAUUCAACCUGGAUCAGGACACGCUGGCUUUCCUCGUCGGGUUCUUCUCCAAACUUGGCACGGACGAGAACAAUGACGAAGACACAAAGAGCAUAAGCGGGCUGUCAACAGACUCGAGUAGCUCACGACAAACCACACCAACGCACCGGCCUCCGGUCAUGAGCAUAGCCAGCCACUUGAAGGACCCGCCACCAACACCGACUUCGCUAGGAGAUGCUGAUGCUUUGAGCCUCAACGAGACUGUGCUCCGAGACGACGAACCUCUGAUGGAGCCCUACGAGGCCGAGCGCCUGGUGUCCGAGAACCUCAUACAACUGGAGGAGGACUUCAACCGACUGGGCAUUAGCCAGGAGAAGCCCACCACCAAAGUGGCGGUCGACCUGGAGCCGGUUGACGACUCGCCGAUUUACUUCAGGAGGGUAGUGUUUUCACCCGAGGUCCCGAUCCGGUUAGACUACGUCGGCAAGCGCGUGGACCUGUCCGCGGGCCCGGUGGCCGGCCUGCUCAUGGGCCUGGGGCAGCUCAACUGCUCGGAGCUCACACUCAAGAGGCUAGACUACAAACUUGGGCUACUUGGCCUCGAGAAGCUGGUACAAUGGGCCUUGCACGAGUGGUUGUCGGACAUCAAGCGGCACCAGCUCCCCGGCCUGCUCGGCGGCAUCGGGCCCAUGCACUCGCUGCUGCAGUUAAUAACGGGAAUACGCGACCUGGUGUGGCUGCCCGUGGAGCAGUGGCGGCGCGACGGGCGGCUGGUGCACGGGCUGCGGCGCGGCGCCGCCUCCUUCACCGCGCGCACCGCCGUCGCCGCGCUCGACAUCACCACGCGCCUGCUGCAGCUCAUACAGGCGACGGCAGAAACGGCGUUCGACAUGCUAACGCCCGCGCCGACGUUACAACUCGCGCCGGCGUACGAGCGCCGCGAGCGACGCCGCCGCCGCCGCCGCGACCCCGCGCGUCUGCCGCAGGACAUCCGCCAGGGCGUCGCCACCGCAUACCACACCGUCAAGGAGGGCUUCGCCGAAACGGCAGCAACCAUGGCACUGGCCGCGCGCUGCGAGAGCGGGGUGGGCGUGCUGCGGCACCUGCCGGGCGCGGCCGUGGCGCCGCUGGCGCUGGCGGCGGGCGGCGCGGCCGACGUGCUGGGCGGCGUGCGCGCCUCGCUCGCGCCGCACCAGCACCGCGACAGCGCCGACAAGUGGCGCGCGCACUGACCCACG
Messenger RNA from Cydia amplana, 6690 nucleotides. Its product is annotated as autophagy-related protein 2 homolog A. Gene Ontology annotation, cellular component: phagophore assembly site. Lineage: Eukaryota; Metazoa; Arthropoda; Insecta; Lepidoptera; Tortricidae. The coding region runs from base 232 to 6684 and encodes 2150 amino acids. The record is from RefSeq and is a predicted model, not a curated record. Gene Ontology annotation, biological process: reticulophagy; piecemeal microautophagy of the nucleus; autophagosome assembly. Gene Ontology annotation, molecular function: phosphatidylinositol-3-phosphate binding. The transcript is spliced from 37 exons.